Molecule: messenger RNA, 993 nt
Organism: Sorghum bicolor (sorghum)
Lineage: Eukaryota; Viridiplantae; Streptophyta; Magnoliopsida; Poales; Poaceae
Exons: 6
Coding region: 94-588 (164 amino acids)
Source: RefSeq, a predicted model, not a curated record
CCAAUAAACAUAAAAAGAAGGAAAACCUGCCGAUGUUGUGCUUCUUCAUCGCUCUCCGACCUUUUACUUCCUGAUGAUCUCGCUUCCUUCGCCAUGCGGUUUCCUUUCGAUCGGCGCGGCGGGGUGCAGUUGAGGCCAUCUUAUCUUCUUAACGCCAGAAGGAAAGCCUUUGGUCGUUAUAUGCAGGAUGGUGGCGUCAAUGGGGGUGGGUUCAGCUUCGAUCUGUCAUCUGUGCGCGAGGAAUGGCAUGCUGGAGAAGACGGGCCUCAAGAUUCCCGUUUUCAGAAAGACCGGGACUACAAUUGUCGGUCUAGUUUUUUCGAUACCAAGGUCAUGUUAGCACUGCCCUUGUUCUUGGGGGAGUUGAUUGUACUGGACCACAUUUACACUACACACAGUUUAACUAUCCACAUGGUUCAACAGACACACUGCCAUUUGUCACAAUGGGUUAGGUCCCUUGCGGCAAUGUCAGUUUUUGAAGCAAAGUACAAAGAAGGGCUGACAAGGGUGCAGGCAAUACAGCUUGUAUCAGAAACUAUUUGUGCUGGCAUCUUCAAUGACCUGGCUAUAUCUGAUAAGAGCUGGUAAAACCGAAUAUUUGAGGAACCACCUGUUGCCAAAUCCAAGGACUUAUGUCAGCUCCAGGGGAUACAGCUUUGCCCAAGAAGGACGGACUGGUAAGAACUUAUAUCACUUUUAUGAUUCAUUUUAUAGGCUUGUGAGCAGUUAACCUAUUCUUUUGUUUCAAGAGGUAUUGUCAACGAAAAUCACUCCGUUGAGACCGAAUGCUGAGGUUACCGCCGUUGGUGAUGCUAUGGAAGAGUAAUCAUGUUAGCUUGCUCUUUAUAUCUGUGAGACUGACCAGUCGUCUAGAGCAUGUACCAGACUAGUAUGUCUCAGAAAAAUUUGAGCAAAGAAGGAAUAUUCUCUCUUUUUCUUGUUUUAAUCCAAAAUGGCAUAUUGGUCCUUUUAUAUAAAAAAAAACUUGGUCCA